This is a messenger RNA of Beta vulgaris subsp. vulgaris (sugar beet), 1732 nucleotides long. Its product is annotated as proline iminopeptidase. Gene Ontology annotation, molecular function: aminopeptidase activity. Gene Ontology annotation, biological process: proteolysis. The transcript has 13 exons. The record is from RefSeq and is a predicted model, not a curated record. Gene Ontology annotation, cellular component: cytoplasm. NCBI's taxonomy places the organism in Eukaryota, Viridiplantae, Streptophyta, Magnoliopsida, Caryophyllales, Amaranthaceae. Bases 305 to 1303 code for a protein of 332 amino acids.
AACUGAACUAAUCCAAAAUCACACUGCCAAAACUCAUCUUCAAAAGUCCCAAACAACUUAACAUGCGAUAUGUGUUAUCCUUGUAAAGAAGUCGAAAGAAAACAAAGCAGACGAUUUAAAGCGCAAGAGAAGUUUUAAUCGCUAAGGGGGAGAACUCACUCUUUCGUUGAAGACUUUGCCUCCAUCAUCAAUCAACCCUCUCCUUUUUCUUGCCUCUCACCAACAUCUCUGCUUCUCAGAAAAAAGGAGAAAUUUGAGAUUGCAAGUGAGAAAUUGUGUUCUUAGCAUUGAGCAACAGUUAAAUAUGUCAUUGGAGGGAAACAAAGAUGAUAUCUGUGAAGUGAAUAGGAAUUUGUUUCCUCAUAUAGAGCCUUAUAGUUCUGGAUUCUUGAAGGUUUCUGAUGUUCAUACCAUUUACUGGGAACAGUCUGGAAACCCAGAUGGGCAUCCAGUUCUCUUUCUUCAUGGCGGUCCAGGUGGUGGAACUUCUCCUAGUAAUAGGAAAUUUUUCGAUCCUGAGUUUUACAGAAUAAUCCUCUUUGAUCAGAGAGGUGCUGGCAAGAGCACACCUCAUGCUUGUCUGGAGGGAAAUACAACAUGGGAUCUCAUUGCAGACAUAGAAAAGCUUCGUGAGCACUUGGAAGUUCCUGAAUGGCAGGUGUUUGGCGGCUCGUGGGGAAGUACUCUGGCGCUUGCAUACAGUCAGUCACACCCUGAUAAGGUCACUGGCCUGGUACUUAGAGGGAUUUUUCUCUUGCGGAAGAAAGAAAUUGAUUGGUUCUAUGAAGGGGGUGCUGCUGCUAUAUUUCCAGAUGCUUGGGAACCAUUUAGAGAUCUAAUUCCUGAAAGUGAGAGGGGGUGUUUUCUUGAUGCUUACCACAAGAGGUUAAAUUCUGAUGAUAAGGAGACACAGCUAGCGGCUGCAAAAGCAUGGACCAUGUGGGAGAUGAUGACAGCUCAUCUUAUUCCUAAUGAAGAAAACAUCAAGCGAGGAGAUGAUAAUAAUUUUUCGCUGGCAUUCGCUCGAGUAGAAAACCAUUACUUUGUGAAUAAAGGUUUCUUACCCUCUGAUUCAUUCUUGUUGGAUAACAUCGACAAAAUAAGGCACAUUAAGUGUACUAUUGUGCAGGGUAGAUAUGAUGUUGUCUGCCCAAUGAUGUCAGCAUGGGAUCUCCAUAAAGCUUGGCCAGAAGCUGACUUCAAGGUAGUCCUGAAUGCGGGACAUUCUGCCAAUGAACCUGGAAUAUCUGCUGAACUUGUGGCUGCGAAUGAGACGCUAAAAAAGCAUUAUCAAGGCAAAUAACUUGGAUCGAGUACCCGAGAUUUCACACGAGAUACAAUUUCCCUGCAGAAAGAUUCAGUGAAGUUUGUUUACCUAAUCUCCAUGUUUCACAAAACAAAGACUAAGCAUGUCUUACUUGUUCUAUGGAGAACAAAAUCAUCAUUUUUCAUCUAUUAGACCAACUCCCAGAUAAAUGUAUAGGAUUCUGAGUUAUGUACUCACCUCUGAGGCCCUUGUUUCUGCAAGAGAGGAGUUUUAGUAGUUUCACAGCUUUUCUGUGACUUCGGCUUUACUUCUUUUAAAGACUUGUAUCUGCUUUUGAUUGGUCUCUGAAAUGCCAGAUUACAAGAAAACUUGUUUAAAAUUGGAUACACAUGAAAACUCUCUCUUGAAAACAAGUACUGUUUCAAUGUUAAUAGGAUUAAACUUACAAUUUGAUCCUUUUUUAAA